This is a messenger RNA of Mesorhabditis spiculigera, 1062 nucleotides long. The record is from the annotation of a GenBank genome assembly. NCBI's taxonomy places the organism in Eukaryota, Metazoa, Nematoda, Chromadorea, Rhabditida, Rhabditidae.
AUGGCCGCCCAAUGGCAACGGGAAAGUUCCGAAGGCGAAGAUGAGGCUGAACCUGUUGAAGUUGAGCACGACGAAGAAGCCGCCGACACGAUGGUGGCCAGGCUACGCGAUGUUGAGCACUCGAUCCAAGCGGUUGAGCGCAGAAUCUCCUUCAAAAAUCGGGGCCACCAGACGUCUAGCCCAAGCUCAACCCCGAGGAGGGAGAGGCGACGUCGAGAAGCCGAGGAUUCCGGGUCUUCUGAGAAUUCGACGUCUUCUGAUGAUUCUGGGAUCGAUCGGCGGCUGAGUAUCGAUGAAGAGGACGGGAAACACUAUCAGAAGAAGCGGAACAAGUCGAAGAGCUUGGCGAAGAAGCUCUCCCGAGCGAGGAGCAAGUCGUUGGGGCUGAUUUUUGGCGAAAAGCCGGCGGCGCCCCUGUUCGGCACGUCGUACCUCAACCGCGAGUGGGAGAUUGUCACCGUCAAGGAGAUGUGCAGACGGUUGUCCCUCGACGAAAUCGACCACAUCGAGAUGCCGAUCCCGGAGGGGGCCAAGAGCUCACAGAUUCUCGACGAGCUCAUGAUUCGACAGGUGAUGGAAAUCCUGCCCGCCCGCGCCGAGGGCUACCCCUGGGUGAACAUCUACAACUCGGAGAAGCACGGCUUCAGCCUCGCCACAUUGUACAGAAAAAUGGCCGAAUUCGACGAGGACAUGUCGCCGGUGCUGCUCAUCAUCCGCGACAUCAACGAGCAUGUCUUCGGCGCAAUCGUAUCGUCGCCGAUCCGACCACAAGAGGGCUAUUCCGGUACCGGGGACUCUUGCUUGCUGUGGAGGUUUACCGGAGAAGUGCCCCAUACAAGGGAACUUCGACACUACACUUGGACGGGCGACAACCAGUACUUCACCAACGCCACCCGCGAAAGCCUGUCGAUAGGAGCCGGCGGAGGCCACCAGGGACUUUGGCUCGACGCCGACCUCAACCACGGCCGGUCCCAGAAGUGCGAGACGUUCGACAACGAGCCGCUAACGGGGGACAAGGAGGACUUUAUCAUCCAAUUUGUCGAGGCCUACGGCUUCCGCAUG